CGUAUGUACAACAGCCAGUCGCAGAGAAUGCUGCGACAACAGAACUUCUCGCGGUGUGCAUAUGUUUCCUCUUUGAACAAUUUAUAAACUUAAUAGUUUUGAAUAAGAUCGGAACGACAACCAGCGAAACAAGUGCAGUAAUGUAAUUAACUUUGUGCUUCUUUUUUUUUAUUAACGUUAUUCUAACAGUCAAGUGCAAUAAUCGUUUUCAUCAAUCAAGUGAAUCGAAAACUACCGACAAUCAAAAAUCCUAAUCAGAAGUAUUUCCUUGUACAACUAAUUUGGAAAUUUCUGUCACGAUGGAGCCGACUACUUUACUUCUGACGAUUCUGACAGCGGGUGUUUGCUUAUACUAUUUUGUUCUAAGCAAGUUAACUUAUUUUGAGCGACUGAAGGUCCCGUAUGUGCAACCCAUUCCAUUUUUUGGCAACAUGGCGCCUUUUGUUUUUCGACGGAUAUCUAAUGUGGAACUUAUACAAAAAAUGUACAAUCUCUUCCCGGACGCAAAGUAUUUCGGCUUCUUCGAUUUUUCAUCACCAACUUUUAUUAUCCGUGAUCCGGAGCUGAUUUCGAUGAUCGCCAUUAAACAUUUUGACAACUUUUGCGAUCAUCGUGCCUUCGUGAAUGAAUCUCUGGAUCCGAUAGCUGGUAGAAAUCUGUUCAAUUUGCGAGGAGAUCAUUGGCGCGAGAUGCGAAAACUUCUUAGUCCUAGUUUUACAUCCAGCAAGAUGAAAAUGAUGUUUGAACUAAUGAGUCAGUGCGCUGAGAACUGUGCCACUUUUGUGGCAACGGAAGCUGGAAAAGCCGGCAAGACGUAUGACAUGAAAGAGAUACUUUGCAGAUAUGCGAACGACACGGUGGCAACGUGCGCUUUCGGCAUCAGCGUGGAUUCUUUUAAGUUUCCGAAAAACGAAUUCUUCAUGGUUGGCAGAAAAGCAAUGGUUUUUGAAGGCUUAGUGUCCUUCAAGUUAUACAUGCAUAGAAACUUUCCGCUACUUGCAGAUCUCUUCAAGCUGAGAAUGUUUGGUCCAAAGAUAGAGAACUUUUUCAAGGAUGUUGUUUCCAAUACAGUGAAGACCAGGGAUGAGCAAGGAAUUGUUCGGCCGGACAUGAUGCAACUAAUGAUGGAGACCAGGAACAAAGAUAAUAGACGUGAGUUUGACAUCAACGAGAUGACCGCCCAGGCAUUCGUUUUCUUUCUUGCCGGAUUCGAUACUGUUUCAACAGCUAUGUGUUGCAUGACACACGAAAUCGGUAUCAAUCCUGAUGUACAAAGAAAAUUGAGAGAAGAAAUCGACGACGUUCUUAGACAGACCAACGGCAAACCUACCUACGAGGCUAUCAAUCGCAUGAAGUAUUUGGACGCCGUAAUAACUGAAACUCUCAGAAUGUAUCCAAUAGUAUCUUUUCUUGAUAGAGUAUGCAUCAAAGAGACCGAAUUACCACCAGCGACACCGAAAAGCAAACCAGUCACGUUAAAACCCGGGGACCGUGUAUGGUUUCCAAAUUAUUCUUUGCAUCGCGAUCCUAAGUACUACCCACAUCCAAACAAGUUCGAUCCAGAAAGAUUCCUCGAUAACACUGUGGACAAUUCAAUCUAUAUGCCAUUUGGUAUAGGGCCCAGAAUCUGCAUUGGUAACAGGUUCGCUCUAAUGGAAACAAAAAUCAUGCUGUUUUAUCUGCUUUGGCACUGCGAUCUCGAACCCGAUGACAUUAAAACAAAAAUUCCUAUGGUGUUUAGUAAGACAUCAUUUACGACAACGGCAGAAGGAGGCUUCUGGUUGAAAUUGCGAGCAAGGAAUUUGAAGGCUCCUGUUACACAAGGUUUAUCUAAUGGACACAAAGUUGAGGAACCAUGAUAGCAUUAAUAAUACGUUUAAAGCGUGACGUUAUACUUAAAGAUGAUUUUUUUAAAUAUAUUUGUAAGAAUAUGGCUUUUUCCUUAAUUGGAAAGGUAAAAACUUUAAAAUAUGAAUUUCAGAAGAGGCAUUUUUUAAAUAAGUAUCGUUACAUUAAAAAAAAAAACAAAUUUUUUACCAUUUGUCUAUAUUUAUAAUGUUCUUUUAAAAUACAUUAAUUAAAUUCCUGUAACAUGAAUACAUAUCUUUUUUGUGUUGACUUCAAUCGUAAUAUAUAAAUUAAAUAAGUUUAAUAAGUAA
Messenger RNA from Solenopsis invicta (red fire ant), 2159 nucleotides. RefSeq names its product cytochrome P450 9e2-like. Lineage: Eukaryota; Metazoa; Arthropoda; Insecta; Hymenoptera; Formicidae. Gene Ontology annotation, molecular function: monooxygenase activity; iron ion binding; oxidoreductase activity, acting on paired donors, with incorporation or reduction of molecular oxygen. The record is from RefSeq and is a predicted model, not a curated record. The coding region runs from base 300 to 1859 and encodes 519 amino acids. The transcript has a single exon.